CUGUUCUGACUGGGCGGUGGCGGUGGCGGUGGAGCUGGCUGGAGACUUUAUUGGGCUGGAGAGGAAACUAUGUGGAUGGAGUUGCAGCACGUCAGCUGAGGAGGUUGGAGGGAAGGAGAGGAGGCUGCAGCUUGUUUGUUCAAACAGGUCUCUGAGUGUUUCCAUGGAAGCAAGCUGCCUUGAAGAAAGAAGUAUUCUCCCUUCUAGAUAAAGGAGUUCUGACUUGGGUUCCGGAGUGGGGCAGAGGUUACUAUUCGACCCUCUUCUUGAUACAUGGUGAAUUUACUUCUUGCUGAGUGGCAGGGAAACAAGGAUAUUUCAGCAGAGCAACGUCCUAUUCAACACAAUAGACUCGAACUGUCUUUUAUGAGCAGUAUCAUUUCUCGUGGUGCUCCAGAUGUGCAGUGGCUAUUAGUAAUCUUACUGUAUGAUCCUCCUCAGGCCUCCUUCACACACAGUGAUGCAAUUAUGGCUGCAAACACUUCAGAUGCAACGCGGACUGUAGAGCCUGAGGAGACCCAUGAAGAAUGUUCUGGUAAAAAGAAAUCAAAAUUUCAGGCCUUCAAGAAAUUAUUUGUCAAAAAGAAAAGGAAGGAACCUACAACUCCUAGCAGAGAAAGCAACCUAAAACCCUGUCAGUCCAGUAGUGAUAUCAGUGCAUCUACAGCCAACACAACUCCCUUUCAGGUCGACCAUGAAGCAGUGGCCAAAGGAAAUAUGGGGAAUAAGGCAGUAUCGCACGACAGUGUAUUUGUUUCUGAGAUGGAGAGCUCUGUAAAGGAAGAUAUCUCUCAGGAAUGUACCCCUGGGAAAGUGAAAGCUUUACAGCUGCAGCUCCAACAGAACAUACGGAUAGGGUCGCCACCACAGGGUAUUAUCCCGAAGAAACUUGAGGAUCCCGGGGCGCUUUCGGAAGAUGACGGCUUGCCAAGGAGUCCUCCGGAGAUAACCUCGUUGCAUGAGAUUCUUGCCCACUCAUCAGGGAAAUCUUUCGCCAGUGCACAGAGACGCAGUUCAAUAAGUUUAGGAGGAACAGACAGUGAAGACGAACCGGAGUCUUCUGAAUUGUCUUCACGUCCCACAAGUCCAUUGCCCUCCAUCGCCCUUUCGUGUUCUUCCUCUCCAGUCAGCCAUUUCCCUUUUACAUCUCCACCAAGUUCUGUGACCUGUCUGGAUAAUUCUGCGGCAAAGCAUAGGAUUUUAAUAAAGCCAAAGAAACGGAGAGCACCAACUAUGAAUGUGAAACCAAAACAGACAACUGAUGAAAUCGACAAGCCAGUACCAGAGGAAAAGGAACAAGAGAACUAUGACAUGAUUGAAGAGCAGCAACCAGUCAAGAUACCGGGCUCAGAAAAAAAAUCAGCGGAACAGAAAGCACCAAGUGAAGAAGUGAAACACUUAGCAGGUGUUGUGCGGCAGAAACUAAAGGAAAAUAUGAAUGUGUCUGUUUGUGAGCAAGAGUCACCUUCCAAAAAUACCAAUAUAUCUUUUCCUUUGGAAGCCUCUCUACUUGAAAACCAGAGUGUCUCAUUUCAGAAUGAAGCUGUGUUUAGUGAAAGUGAUGUGGAUUUCCAUGAAAGUCUGUUAUCUACAGGAGAUCAGAUGGACAUUACUGAGGACGACUCAGAAAGGGAUGAUGUUAAUGCAUUGCUACAAACCUGUGAUUUUCAACCUAUGUAUGAAAACAAUAUUACAGUUAUGGUCAAAACAACUGAAACCAAGGAAACCAAUGAGUCCCCGGAAAGUAACACUUCUCCAAUAGAAAAUCCUGAUUUGAUCACCAGUCAAGGCCUGGUUUGUGGUGCAUUAGGAACUUACAAGCCAAAUCAGGAAGAAGCAGAAGCACCUACAGUAAGUGAAAUAAAAGAUGAAGAAUACAACGGGCAUGAAAACAUCUGUUCAGAUAUACAAAGUGAUUUAUUAAAUGUGACAGAAAGUGAAUUCGUUGCGAGUGAGACCUUACAAAACUGCAUUUUGUCAGUGGAACCAUUAACUGCUAUGAUAAAGGAUGAGGAUAUUCAAGAGGUCCAGGUUUCUCCUGAAUGUGUUGGAUCGUAUGAAAGUGAUAAUGAAGACCAUCUAGGUACAAUAGAUAUAAUACAAAACGCAGCCAUUAUCUUAGAUGUGUCGGAUCAAUUGGUUGCAAAUGAUGAGGUUAAAGACAAGCGUUCUUCUUCAGAGCAAAACACAGAAACCUCCGAUUGGAGUAUUACAGAGAGUAGUGAUGAACGGCCUGAUACUGAUAAUGUAACUGAUAGCAAGGCAUAUGCUGUAACAACAAAUGCUAAAGACUUUAGCUACACAAAAGUCUCCACCAACACCCAUGAUUUUGGCAUUCAGGCAAAUAGUAAAACUUUCACAGAGACAGUCAAAGAAAUAAAACCUGCAGAGCCAACAUCUAACAGUAAUGUUAAAGGACCCAACAAACCAGUGAGGUUUACUGUAGCCCCAGCGUGGCAAAGAGCACUUUCAAGUGGAUCUAAUAUCAAAGACAGCCCCUUCAUCAAACAUGUGGAAGGUAAUAUUACCUCUGAAUCUUCUGAUGGUGCAGAGGAGUCUAUUGUACAUGGUAACAGUAGCAAAGAAAAUGUUCAAAAAAACAAAGAAGAAUCAUGUGGACAUUUUGGCGUCAGGCUAAGGCGGACUUCAUCUUCGAUAAAAUAUAGUGAAGACCAUCAAGAAGAGGUUUCCAGACAAGACUUGUCUCCUGUGGAUACCUCAUCCUUGUCUCCAGGGAGAAACCUACACACUCCUAAAAGGCAACAUGUUAACACAGACUGUGCAAAAAUGUCACAAAUGUCUUCUGCUGAAGAAAAAUCCACUCCAGAAAGUAGGAAUCAACCGAAACCUAGAGCAGAAGAUCAUAUACCACAAGAAAACUCAGAACCUGCAUGGAUUACAAUGGCAAAAUUGAAACAAAAAGGUUUUCAGGAGCAUCCACUUGCCAGAGAGCAGAGUAGUAUAACUGAACACAAGAAAAUAGAGGAAACGGAAUGUAUCCAGAAAAAAUAUAUAGUCACCAAUCCACAAGAAGAAGAGAAGAGAUGUGAACAAGCUGCUGAAAGUCCAGCUGAAUCAGAGGUGGCACAGCCAGUUUCAGAGAUGAGCACCCAUUCUCCACAGCCACCAAACCCAGAUGAACCACCAUGGUUUUCACUAGCCAAGAAAAAAGCUAAAGCCUGGAGUGAGAUGCCCCAGAUUGUGCAGCAGUUAUAAAUAUGUAUUGCAUCUAAUUUCUAUGUCUUUAUUAACUGUGAGCAAGCAUCAGCCAAUGACCAUAUGAAAUUCUGGAUGUAGUCUUAUUUUAUAAGCGUCUUAAUGAAAACCUGUUUUUUAUACUUCAGAAGGGCUUAGUGGAAGAUAUAUAUUCAUUCUAGCAGAUAAAGUUCUAUAAUGUGUGAUUUUUUCCCCCCUUUAUUUUCAAUUUAAUAUUUUCCAUAACUUGCCAAUAAAAAACAAAUAGGAUCAGUAUUGUAGGUUGCAUAACAUUAUGAUUUUUUUGUGCAAAUAAACUUAUCAGGAGUGGUGCAAGAUUUUAUGGAGACCUGUCACCAUGAACCUUAUUUCAGAACUAUCAGCAUCAUGUUAUAGAGCAGGGUUAGCUAUGUGGAUUGAUAUAUAUAUAUAUAUAUAUAUAUAUAUAUAUAUAUAUAUAUAUAUAUAUCUCUCUUUAUGGGGGAAAAUUCAGUAUAACUUGUCCUUUAUUUAUUGAAAUAUGUGAUCUUUCCAUUGUUAGGAGUCCAGCUGCUCUGUUUUUGCCUGGAAACCUUAUUGUUUUUUUGAACCACCAUCAAGGCUGGCAUCUGCAAAACACGUUCUAUGAGAAAGUGAUCUUGUGGUUGUCCAUUAUUGUCAUCUUCUGGCAUUAAUCUGGGAAUAUGAUUUUUUACACUUGUGUUAUAGCUUGAACCGAUAUUUGAGGAUUUCAUGUUGUCACUUAAUAAUAUCAGUAUGCCAAACUUAAAAGGCCUUGUUUUUAAAUGGUAAGAUCACUAAACUAAACUCUUUAAAGGAAAACUCCAGUGAAAAUAUAUAUAUUUUAUCCAUUAUGACCGGGUGGCUGUAAUAAACAUUAACUUACCUUCCAACGCGUCCCAGUGCCGGCCUAUAUCUUCCUCUAUUCAAUUCUCGGCCUCAGUCCUCUUCUGGUUUUUGUUCCCGACACGUAGCACAGCGACUAUGCUAAUCACCGGACGCAGUGAUGUCCUGCUUACCAACGAUGAUAGGCUGGGCUGCAGUGUCAUGUAAUGGACCUGGGCAACAGCAACAAGGCUAGGCCCAGACUUAUGCCUAGCACCAGUAGAUGCAAGCAAAUUGCCCUGGCCAACGAUUAGCAGAGCUGCAGUGUUACGUGUUGGCACCAAAAGCUGGAAGAGAAACAGGGCCAGAGGACAGGGUGGUGAUAUUGGUGGCACCAGGGGAGCGGAGGAAGGUAGGAUAAUUAUAUUUAUUACAUCAGUCCAGGCAUAAGGGAUAAAUAAAAAUGUAGUUGAAGUUCUCCAUUAAACAGAAUGGCAUGUUGAAGAGACCAUAUUUCAAUUUGCAAGAAUUAACAUUAACUACUUAGAAUAAUCCUAACUGAACUGUAGAUGAUGCCAACUGAUUGCCCAAAAUCCCACUAAAGUCAAUUAGAAUGGUAAACAGUAGUUUUAUUAUUUUUUCAGUUGAAAUAAUGGAACAGAAAAAUGUCAAUGUGCUUAAUGCUAUAGAUAUUCACUUUUUGACUUUCUAUGUAAGAAAUUCUUGAUUAUAUAGUCUAUGUUUUAAAAUGAGAUUAUUUCUUAUAAAAUGGUUCAGUCACCUUGAAUAAUAGUUUUAAAUUCUCUACUGUUGAAAGUAAAUAAUAGCUGUUACAAUAUAAAGUCUUCACCAAACUGAAAAUUGUGGAAAAACAAGUUAUGUUUUCUGUUACAAUUGACUUUUACACAGUUGGCUGGAUUCUAGAAUAAGCUUCAUGUGUAGAACCAAAAGGAGCGUUUUGGUGCUUGCAAUGACAAUAAAUAAAAACUGUAAUUCUAAACAUAACUAAACUGUACAUGUAACCACUGCCUUAGCUGCCUUGCAGCAUUCUAGAUAUGUGCAGAGUAUUAAAAUUGUUGAAGCAUUGUGCACAAUUUAUUUGCAGCUUGCGCUCGCUUCAUUUUUGUAUUUUUUUUGCACUUGGAGGAGGCGUGGCUUAGUGUGUGCAGAUAAAUUAGUUUCGUUUUUCAUCUACAUAAUUGUGUACUCUGCUCCCUAGGUGGCGUAGGAAGUAAGAACGUGGUUGUUGUGUGCCUUUUCCGCCAUUGCACAAACUUUAUUAUGUUGCAUGUGCUAUUUCUUAACUAAGACACACAAACCCGCCCGAAAAAUGGCACAAAUGAAAAGGAAAUGGGCCUUCUCUUUUUCCUAAAAGAAGAGGCAAGUUUUGUCCCAUGGGCGUCAAGUAAAUCAGGGAAUACUAAACACGAGCAGCACUGUGUCUCAGUCUGCGGUGCUUCCACUCCGCAGAUUCAUGUACUUGCAGAUUCCUGAAGAUUCUCAUCCCCAUUCCCCCUUUCACUAUUUAUCAGUGAUCUUCAUUUUAGCACUUGAUAGGUUAAUGCUGCAUAGACUGUCAACAGGCCACUCACUGCCAUUCAGUUCUUACUGAGAAGGUUUAUGCACUGUUGACAACGGAGCAGAGGCGACCACCCCUGUGAUAGUCAAUGGACAUGGUUGCAGUAACCAUUGUUCUUUUAUCAGUGAAGAAGAAACUUCCUGUUAAGAACUGAGGUGAAAUCUGCCAAGUUGACUAGCUACUAGCAUAUCUAAUGGCCCCAAAAGAUUGGGAACCUGGAGAGAUAGGGAAAGAUAAAGAAUCUGAAGAUUUUUGAAGAGGCUAUAGAUCCCAUUUAAAGUAGUCCUGUCAGCAGGAAAACAGUGGCGUAAAUAAACCAUUGGCUAGAUGGGCUACUUAUUGGGAUAAUAAGCAUACUUUUUCUUUCAAUAGUCCUCUCCAUCAGCAAGGUAUGAGACUUUUUUCUAUUAUGCAAACAAGGCUCAAGUGCCCAAGGGGCGUUCCCCAGCUUGGUAAGAGCCCAGUUAAGUCCUCUCCUGCUGAGGGGUCUUCACAUUCUAAUAUAGAGUCAUUCACAGUUUUAAUAUCCCUUUAGAAAUUCUCUGCAAGUAAUCUGCACUGUCAAACAAAGCCGCCAUGACUUUUCAUGUAUAUCUACAAGUGAUCAAAUGAAUGAUGCACUUUUACAGACCAUAUUAUUACUUGUUUUGUUGGAUAUUGCUCUUGUAAAUGUGGUAUAUAAACGUGUUUACACCAUAUGAUACCUGCUUUAGUGCUGUUUCUGCAUGGUCUGUAUAUAUGUACCAAGCUUGUACUUUGUCCUUUUCCAUGUGUUUGUCUUAUAGUAUUUUUCUAGUCUUUAAUGGAAAUACAUUGUUUAUUUUGACAUGUUCACAAGUGUUUAUUAAAUGAUCCAAUUUAUUAUUCAUACU
This is a messenger RNA of Hyla sarda, 6471 nucleotides long. RefSeq names its product KIAA1210 ortholog. The record is from RefSeq and is a predicted model, not a curated record. The transcript is spliced from 16 exons. The coding region runs from base 274 to 3216 and encodes 980 amino acids. NCBI's taxonomy places the organism in Eukaryota, Metazoa, Chordata, Amphibia, Anura, Hylidae.